Molecule: messenger RNA, 506 nt
Organism: Linum tenue
Lineage: Eukaryota; Viridiplantae; Streptophyta; Magnoliopsida; Malpighiales; Linaceae
Source: the annotation of a GenBank genome assembly
UCAUCGCUCGCCUAAUUAACAAUCACCAGAAGUAAUCAUUGAUAACUAAACACCGUACACAAACAUGAGCAUUCUUUGCUACCCGGCAGCCGUCGUCGUCGCGGCCGUGGUCAUCCUGGCAGCCAGCGGCACCGGAGUGAUGGGCGCCGAUGAGCCUGCCCCGCCGCUGCCGUGUUCCACGGUGUACGACGAGCUGCAGGCGUGCAUCCCGUACCUGUCGGGACGCGGGGACCCGUCGAAGGAAUGCUGCGGCGGGGUGAAGGCGAUGCAGCCCUACUCCAAUGCCAAGUCCUCCCGGUCGGCGAUCUGCCAGUGCCUCAAGUCGAUGGCGAGUUUGGUCCCCGGGGUUGAUCUGUCCGCCGCCUCCAAGCUUCCCAAGAAGUGCAACGUCAACGUCAAGCUGCCUGAGCUCUCUCUCGACAUCGACUGUUCCAAGGCCUGAUGAUGGUGAUGAUGCAAUCGGUGAGGAUGGAUGGAGUAGUUAUGAUUACUGAAAUAAAUUAAUA